AUGAAGCCCAGCACUUAUAUGCAUCUGGCGGCCUUCUUUGGUCUGUCCACUGCCGCUCCCUGGACCAACAAGCGUGACACCAACACCUGCCCUUGUGCUCCCAAUGGCCAGGCCAGCACUUCUACCCAGACCAUCACCCAAUGGUCUACUCAGACUCGCACCCACACCAUCACAGAGCACGUCACUCACUACAUGACUACGACUGCUGCUGGUUCAGCAGUCCCAUCUGUACAGACUGACGCUGCUGCCUCUUCUGCUCCUGCUUACCAGGGAGGUAACUACGGUGGUUCGCCUUCGGCUGCAGCUUCGUCUUCGGAUGUCGAUGCCACCAACGGCUCUCCUACAAACGCAGCUCCUGGUGGCUCUGGUGCUACCACCCCCGCUGCAUCUGCCAAUGUCCCCGCCGUCACUGGUACUACCACUAUGGGCUCUUCCGGUCCUGAGGUCGUCUACGUGACUGACAUUGUCUCCGAGACUGUCACAACAUGCCCUGCAGGCGAGACGUGA
Aureobasidium melanogenum CBS 110374 is the source of this 507-nucleotide messenger RNA. RefSeq lists its product as uncharacterized. NCBI's taxonomy places the organism in Eukaryota, Fungi, Ascomycota, Dothideomycetes, Dothideales, Saccotheciaceae. Bases 1 to 507 code for a protein of 168 amino acids. The transcript has a single exon. The record is from RefSeq and is a predicted model, not a curated record.